Molecule: messenger RNA, 858 nt
Organism: Sphaeroforma arctica JP610
Lineage: Eukaryota; Ichthyosporea; Ichthyophonida
Exons: 5
Coding region: 98-553 (151 amino acids)
Biological process (GO): regulation of cell differentiation
Cellular component (GO): membrane
Source: RefSeq, a predicted model, not a curated record
AUGUAAAUAUAAAUGUACCCAUUGUAUACAAGGUUGUAUGUCCUCACACCACAACCUUCCCCAGAGAGAGCGGAGGUGAUCAACAACAUUAGCAAAUAUGACAGCGGAGAAGGAGACUCGACGAUCUCAUCAGGUUUUAAUGAAGGGAGACCUCGUGAAACUCGGCUCAGGGAUCUUCAGUGGGUGGCAAAAGAGAUUCUUUGUUUUAUUUGCUGAUGGCCGCCUCUGCUACUUCAAGAAGUUAUCAGAUUUUGAAGCAGGAGAGGAGGCCAAUGCUGAAAUCAACCUCAAAUACUACAAUGCCGUGUCUGAUAUCACUGUACUCGAGUCCAAUAGGAAGAAUGUAUUCAAGUUGACCCCCAAACCCAUGGACUUCAAUUACUCGGACAUCAGGGAAUUCCACUUUGCAGCGGAGACUGUGACAGACAUGGACAUGUGGAUAGGCUCGAUGUAUCUAAUGAUUGAGAAAUAUCAAGACUUAAAGCUAAAGAUAAACAAGACCGGACAAGUCACUGCCGAAUCCUUCGACAGCGUAGAGAUAGUCGGGGCAUAAGGAGCCCACAUACACACACUUACAGACAUACAUAUAUACAUACAUAUGUAUUUUAUUCACUGCCAAGCCACCUCGUAAUCAGCUCUGGAUUGUAUCCGUGCCGUUCUCUAAAGGAUGGCGUGAUUUGCGCACUCACAGUCGUGCAACUUGCCUUCAACGAAUGGAUCUGAUUUUAGGACCCAAAUAUAAUAUGUGAUAUCGUAAUGUCGAUCAAACGAAGCUAUACAAGACGGUCGGCCUCGAAAAGAGUCGCCGCAAACCGGUUUAAAACAAUAAAGCCACAGCCAUGCAUGAUAUGAAAGUGA